AUGAGUUUCUCUAUUCUCCACCUUAUCUCAUUCUUCAUUCUUUUCCCUUUCUUGCAACAAUCUUCCCAUGCCAUCAAAAAGUCUUAUAUUGUCUACUUAGGAUCACAUUCUCAUGGACCAAACCCUUCAGCAACUGAUCUUCAAUCUGCAACAAAUUCCCAUUACAAUUUACUUGGCUCACACUUGGGAAGCCAUCAGAAAGCUAAGGAAGCAAUGUUUUACUCAUAUAAUAAACACAUCAAUGGUUUUGCUGCUGUACUUGAAGUAGAAGAAGCAACAAAAAUUGCAAAACAUCCAAAUGUAGUGUCUGUGUUUGAGAACAAAGGACAUGAAUUGCAAACCACAAGAUCAUAG
This is a messenger RNA of Lathyrus sativus (Indian pea), 354 nucleotides long. The record is from the annotation of a GenBank genome assembly. NCBI's taxonomy places the organism in Eukaryota, Viridiplantae, Streptophyta, Magnoliopsida, Fabales, Fabaceae.